AUGAGAAUCAGCCUGAGCAGGCUUGCAGACGCAAGGGCGCUCACGGAACACUGCGGGUGGAAGCUGCAGGUCGCACUCUGCGUAGACCGGCAGCCGACGCAGUUUGCGGAAUUCGCGGCAGACAGGGCGUUCCGUGAGUUCGCGGAGGCCUGGAGGCGCUCCACACUCACCCAGCUCAACGUCCCGAAGCUCUCGACCAUUGAGAGCAAAAUCACGCACAAAAUUACGCCUUCCAAGGAACGGAAGCCCGCUUCCACGAAUACGGAAACCGAAGCCGCCGUGGAAGUCACGGAGGAACUCGACGAGCUGCUUGCUAGGGAGAUUGCGUUCCGACCGACCAGGAGGCGGACGCAGAAGGGGCAGCUGGAGACCAAGCAGGUCGAGAAGGUCAACGUCGACGGAGACCUGAGGAACGUGGAGAGGCUUGCGCAGCACUGGCUGUUCCUCGCGCUCAAACACAGGCUGCACGGGUGGAUGCUCCCAACCGCCGACCUGUACCACGGGGACGGCCUUAGACAAACGCUACAACGGCUGUGCGCCGAGCAGCUCGGUGAGAGCUAUACUCCCUAUUUUAUCGGGUACGCGCCUUUCUUCCACCGGACCCUCCCGGUCCCGCAAGUUGGCGUGGAGUCCGAGAUAAAGGGCAACAAGAUAUUCUACUUCCGCGCGCGGCACGUGCCCGGGACGGCGCUAGACAUACGGCCGCAGACGACCGACAUCGUCGACCACGCGUGGCACUACCGCUCGUGCAACAUGGCGAAUAGCAGCAAGAGCAAGACGAACAGCGAGGCGCCCAGGGUGGUCGCAUGCGCGGCUGACCCCUGCUACCGUGCCCUGAUUUACGUGCUCGCGUUCGUCCUCGCGCACUUCGCGGUGCUGUACAAGACGCGAUUCGACGUUAACGCGAUAGCUAGGCGAUCGGUGCUGGUGAACCUGCUGCACAUGACAGAGAGCAGCUGGGCAGUCGGGCUCUUCGUCCUUCAGGCAGGACUCGGGUUCCUGUCGCUCUGCGUGUACGCGUCCAGGUUCGUCGCCGCGGGAUCGCCGCUGCCGUUCAUUCUCCACGAGCACACCGAUCUGGUCGGCCACACCGCCGUCGUGACUGGCGGCACAAGCGGCGUCGGCAGGGAGACGGCCUUGCAGCUGCUGCUGUGGAGGUGCAAGGUCGUGAUCAUCGGGCGCGACAAAACCAAGGGCGCGAACGCCGUGGAAUACCUCCGGCAAAAGGCCAAAGUGGGAUUUGAGAUGAUCCAGUACGUGGAGAUGGACCUCAACGACAAGAAGUCAAUCGCCACGGCCGCGGCGGAGAUCCUGCGCACCAACGCCUCGAUAGACUUCCUCAUCAACAACGCCGGCGUCGCCCAGGAGGCCACCAUGAACGCGCACAAGAUGGAGUCCAUGUUCGCGGCCAACUUCCUCGGGCACUUCUACUUCACCAAGCUGCUCAUGGGCGCGCUCAAGAGGGACAAGGCGCGGAUCAUCAACGUGUCCAGCCUGGCGCACUACUGCUACAACCCGAACGACGACCCGCUCCUCAAGGGCGGGCACACCAUGCAGCUCCCCCGGAACGCCAACGCCCAAACCUACUACGCCAGGUCGAAGCUCUUCAACAUCUGGCACGCGCAGGCGCUGCAGCGGCGGUUCGACAAGCUGGAGAAGGAGCACAGGGGGGUAGUGUGCUUCUCAGCGGCGCCGGGCAUCGUGGCCACGCCGCUGCUGGAGAGCUACACGCGGCGGAUCCUGGCGCCGGUCCUCAGGGCCGUCGUCUGGUGCUUCACCAAGACGCCCAGGGAUGGCGCCAACACGAUACUGUACCUCUGCUCCGCCCCGCUGGAGGAGCUCACCCCGGGAGGGUACUACUACGAGUGCAAGCUCGGGUACGUGAGCAAGCACGCGCAGGACGCCCCCAAGCAGGAGGCCCUGUACGAACUCGCAGAGAAAAUGCUUAAGACUUAA
Molecule: messenger RNA, 1956 nt
Organism: Babesia bigemina
Lineage: Eukaryota; Apicomplexa; Aconoidasida; Piroplasmida; Babesiidae
Product: SHORT-CHAIN DEHYDROGENASES/REDUCTASE FAMILY MEMBER protein, putative
Exons: 7
Coding region: 1-1956 (651 amino acids)
Source: RefSeq, a predicted model, not a curated record